Molecule: messenger RNA, 741 nt
Organism: Aspergillus niger
Lineage: Eukaryota; Fungi; Ascomycota; Eurotiomycetes; Eurotiales; Aspergillaceae
Exons: 5
Coding region: 1-741 (246 amino acids)
Cellular component (GO): nucleus; cytoplasm
Source: RefSeq, a predicted model, not a curated record
AUGCGGUUUUUAUGCCUUCAUGGCUCUAUAACUAGUGCUGAUACUCUCAGUGCCCAGCUAGGGCCGUUGCAAAAGAACCUGGCGGCCGACAAUACCGCUUCAUUUUAUUGCGUGAAUGCGCCACAUGCUGCGAUAGCCCCUCCAGGACAGAUAGAAUACUUUGGUCCUCCGCCCCAUUACCGCUGGCUUGACUACCCCGGAGUUACCGAAGGCGCCCUCUUCACAACCGUCCGCGGGGCGCGAAACACCUCCCAUACUACUCCAGAAGAGGCGCUUCGAUCAGUGAUAUCCAAUGACAUUACUUGGACAAACUACUAUGACCUGAUGAAAUACAUCGAUGAGACAUUAGAAAAGAAUCCUGAUAUCGAGGGCCUCGUGGGAUACAGUGAAGGGGCAAGUAUCGGGGCAGCAUAUCUCUUGCGCGAACAGCAGAGGGAGCAGGAGACAGGCCGUACGCGGCGGAUUAAAUGCGCUGUUUUCUUGGCCGGUAUUCCCCCAGUAAAUUCAGAACGAGGGUUUAUAUUCGCCGAUGAGCGAGAAGACAUGAUAGAUCUUCCGACUGUCCAUGUCGUUGGUGCUAAUGGUGGGUUUGGCGCAGACUGCCUAUACAAUAUCUGCGACCCUGAUGCCGCUUACUUCUUUGAUACUGGAAAGGGACAUACUAUUCCUCGUGGAGGGCCAGUCAUCGAUGAGUUGGGAGACACGAUUCGGGAAUUGAUUCAGAGGACCAGGGAGGGGUAA